ACCAGAAAUGUAUGACAAAAGUUGGUGGAAGGAGAGAAGGUCUGAGAUAGAAGUGUUUCUUCAUGGUAGUACCAGAGUGAAUCAUUGCCCUAUUCCCAUAUGCCCUCGACGACACACCUUGACGGACAGAAAUUAUUGGAUUGAUGAAGGUAAUAUGUGGUAGCAGAACCAUAUCUGGCCAUCACCUGUCUCCAAGGACAAAUUGUCAAGGGCAGACAGAGGGGAGCAAUUACACUAGGGGAUGUUGCUCCCAAUAAGUUACUCCUAUAGGCAUAAUUCCCUCAUCUCCUUUCUUUUUUAAGGGUAGAUKWAGGGACUAUACAGGUGUUCCCCACAAGUGCUUUAAUACAGACAUUUUAGAUAAGGUGUCAUGAAUGGACAAGGAAAGGAAUAUAACGUGUGCGUGUGCAGUGGGACAGGACACACAUUGGUAUCGAAAUGGCGUGAACAGUGUUUCCCAUGAUAGGGGAUUGCAGUGGGAACCAUUUGCUGUGGAAAGAUUCCCCAACGGAAUGUAAAUAAAGUAACAUCACUCAGUGGAACCGCUACAUCCAAUCAGACUCAAAAGUGGUUGUCGUUGUUUUACUAUCAGUGUUUUAGGGUGUGUGGCCAUGACUCGGGGUAGGAGGACUAAGUUGGAGCCCUGGAUGGAGCAGGUCAUCCUGAGUUAUGGCACAGAGCCAAAGGAGGAGAAGAAGAACACUCUGAUGAAAGCGCAUGUUGUGGGGGUAAUGAGGCAUCUAGUACAUACACUUCAUGCAAGGCCUGUGUUCCAAGUUUAGAAGGUGUGUGUGUGUGUGUGUGGGUCGGCCGGAUGUCAGAGUCCCAAGCCCGGUCGACUGAGGGUUUGACAACGUUGCUGUUCCUCUCUGAUGGAGUGGUGCACAUCCACUGACCCAGGACGCCUGGGAGAUACUGACCCAGGACGCCUGGGAGACUCUUCAGGAGUGAGUUAACAUUUAGGACAAGCGUAGAGGCCUAUGAGAUCAUAUUAAAUUACAUGUAUGUCUAAAACCCACCUGUAAACCAUUUCUUGUUAAGCCCAGUACAAAUCUAACAGCCAACAUAAGGAGAAACAAGACGAGACAAAACGUAUUAAGAUAAUUAAAAWCCAUACAGCAAAUGGUGAUGCAUUUCUAUCUAUCGGUAUCCUCUGGUAGGCAGGAUGACUGUGAGUGCUUCUCCAGUCUCAUUAAUUGCACAGUGUGUGUGUAUUCAUACACCCUGCAGUUCAACAUGGACUCUGAACAGGAGCCAGUUUUACUUAUCGGUUGGUGAGCUGACCACCACAUCAGAUGGGGCUGCUAAAGACAACAGCCCUUGCUGCACAUCGCUCAACUCAGACAAAAGAUCUGUACAACAUGGAGGUGAGUAUGGGAUCCCUGCUUGCACAGGAUUCUGUCCAUACUCAGAACACCCAGUCUGAGUUCAGUCUGUCAGAGCUGCUGGGGGAGUGGCAGCAUGACUGGCGCCAGUCUCUGUUGAAGGAUGUGAUGGAACUCUUGAGGACACCCACAAACCCCCCCUCCCCACAGCCCUCCACCUCCACCUCCAACACCCUCACUGGCACCAGAUGGGCUAUUGAAAGGUUCAGAUAUAAGAGGGAGGAUACUUUCAAUGUCCCUGUGUCUCACCUACACAUUCCAGACAAUCUGAGUCAGAAACUGCACGCACCCUCAGACAACAGUGAAACGCAGAGUGGACUGGUCCCUCCAUCUGAAGACAGACCGACAGACCCACCAGAGACAGAUCAACCAAUCGUUGCUGCUGACAGCAGGCAGACUGACAGGCCAGUGCCUCUGGAGAGAAGACAUCCUGCCCAUGAGACCACACUUUCUCAGGAAAGUAUGGAUGGCGAGGUGGUGUCAGGGAUGACCGGAGGAGCAGUGGCGAGCCCAUGGGACAUUUUUGCACCAGCAGCUGAGCUGCUCAGGACCUCCUCUGCAUCUGACGAAUCUAUCACCUCGGAGSCCUUCUCCCUCCAGAAGAGCCAGUCUCUGCUCGACCCCACUCCACAACCAGUCACCCUUGCAACGUUUCCCCUGGCAACCAACACCCAGGUGCCAACCCUGACCCAUGGGGCCACCCAAAGGUCAGGCGAGCGCUCCCUUCCUCCUUAUCAAAAACCAGGYCCCUCUCACAGCCUACUCCCCUCCAGUGGCGGCUCCUCCACUGUGAGUCCAUCUACAAAGCACCAACACUCUGGCAUGAAGCUCCACCACAGUGGCUCAACCACAACACAUCAACUUCCAGUCACGGAGCAGCAAGAUCAGGUGGAGGAAGAGGAGGAUGUUGUGAAGAGGUGUAGGAAGGAUAAGAAGAAGAGUUCUGUGCAGACCCCAGAGGAUAAUGAUAUCCCCUGGGAGGAGGAAAAUAUGCAGAAGAACYGCGGCCUGCCCCCCUGGAUGUUUCCAGGAUUGGGGAGGGAAGCAGCUGCAAACAGAAGGCAGUUGCAGCAAUAGCCCCCCGGAGGCCCUCCAAUGUUCACAGUGAUGGCACUUCGUUCUCAUAUUCUUAUCAGCUGUGUGGCMGCAUUUCGAAGGAUCUAAGCCAUUUAAAGUGAGUAAACCGUGUGUGUGUGCCGUGCCUUCGGAAAGUACUCAGACCUCUUUGCUUUUUCCACAUUUUGUUACG
This is a messenger RNA of Salvelinus sp. IW2-2015, 2634 nucleotides long. Lineage: Eukaryota; Metazoa; Chordata; Actinopteri; Salmoniformes; Salmonidae. The record is from RefSeq and is a predicted model, not a curated record.